This is a messenger RNA of Mauremys reevesii (Reeves's turtle), 5442 nucleotides long. It is a transcript of the gene NPC1, whose product is annotated as NPC intracellular cholesterol transporter 1. The coding region runs from base 258 to 4118 and encodes 1286 amino acids. Lineage: Eukaryota; Metazoa; Chordata; Testudines; Geoemydidae. Gene Ontology annotation, cellular component: membrane. Gene Ontology annotation, molecular function: lipid carrier activity. The record is from RefSeq and is a predicted model, not a curated record. The transcript is spliced from 25 exons.
GGCCGCGGCGCCUCCCCCAGCGCAGGAAAAGGCGGAGUCGCGGCCCGGCUCGGGACGGGGAGGAGGAGCCGCGGCGGUUGCAGCGGGGGCCGGCAGAAGCGGAGACGCUGUCGCCUUCAGCCACUCGCAGGGAGCCCCGCGGCGCCCGGCACCGCCCCGCGCGGGGAGGAGCGGCCCGGCUGCCCUCUGACGAGCUACGGGAGCGGCCGGCAGCAGCGGUCCCCGCGCCCCCAGGAGAGACACCCCGCCGGGCCGGCAUGAGGAGCGAGCGGCGCAGCCCCAGGUGGGGCCUCUGCGGCCUGAGCCUGCUCGCCUGGCUGCUGGUGCUGCCCCCGGUGCAGGUACUUUCACAAUCAUGUGUUUGGUAUGGGGAGUGCGGAAUGAAUCCUGAAGGUAAAAGAUAUAACUGCAAAUAUACAGGACUACCAAUACCAUUACCAAAGGAUGGAUAUGACUUAAUGCAGGAACUCUGCCCGGGUCUAUUCUUUGAUAACGUUAGUGUUUGUUGUGAUGUUCAGCAGCUUCAGACUUUGAAAAAUAACUUGCAGCUGCCUCUGCAGUUUCUCUCCAGAUGCCCAUCUUGUUUUUAUAAUUUAAUUAACCUGUUCUGUGAGUUGACCUGCAGUCCACAUCAAGUUGACUUUUUGAAUGUUACAAAUACUGUACCUUAUUAUGAUCCUGUCACAAAAGAGAACAAAACCAGCAUCACAGAACUACAGUAUUAUAUUGGGGAGAGUUUUGCCAAUGCCAUGUAUAAUGCCUGCAAAGAUGUGGAAGCACCAUCAAGUAAUGAUAAAGCAUUGGGGCUACUAUGUGGGAAAGAUGCUAAAGACUGCAAUGCUACCAAUUGGAUUGAGUACAUGUUUAAUAAGAAUAAUGGACAGACUCCUUUCAGCAUCAUUCCUAUUUUUUCAGAUAUUUCUGUCCAUGGAAUGAGUCCUAUGAACAAUGCUACCAAAGGCUGUAAUGAAUCUACAGAUAAUGUUACAGGACCAUGCAGCUGUCAGGACUGUUCCCUUGUUUGUGGUCCCAAGCCUCAGCCCCCUCCACCUCCUGCACCUUGGCUUUUGCUUGGUUUGGAUGCUAUGUAUGUCAUCAUGUGGAUCGCCUACAUGGGAUUUUUACUUUUAUUUUUUGCAAUCAUUUUUGGAGUCUGGUGUUACAGAAAAAGGCAUUUUGUCUCCGAGUACACUCCAAUCGACAGCAAUAUAGCCUUCUCUGUUAAUUCUCGCCAUGACAACGGUGAGGCUUCCUGUGGUGAAAGACUUGGUGAGAGAUUUGAGAACUGUUUACGGCUCACAUUCAUGUCCUGGGGGGCUUUCUGUGUUAGAAAUCCACGGCCUGUUGUUCUCUUCUCUCUGGUCUUCAUUGCUAUGUGCUGUUCAGGCAUGAUGUAUAUGAAAAUCACUACAAACCCUGUAGAGCUUUGGUCAUCCCCAAGCAGCCAAACUCGCAAGGAGAAGCAGUACUUUGACACUCACUUUGGACCUUUCUUCCGUACUGAACAACUUAUUAUCCGAGCCCCACACAGUAAGCCACACAUCUACUCACCAUACCCAUCAGGAGCUGAUGUGCCUUUUGGGCCUCCGCUUGACAAAGACAUCCUAUACCAGGUGCUAGAUUUGCAGAAUGCUAUUGAAAACAUAACUGCUUCUUAUGACAAUGAGACUGUAAUGCUGAAGGACAUCUGCCUGGCUCCUCUUGCUCCCUACAAUAACAACUGCACUAUCCUGAGUGUGCUCAACUACUUUCAGAACAGUUACUCUGUUCUAAACCAUUCAGUUGGGGAUGAGUUCUAUGUCCAUGCUGAUUACCACACUCACUUCUUGUACUGUGUCCGGGCCCCAGCAUCUCUAAAUGAUACAAGCGAGCUUCAUGAUCCCUGUUUGGGAACAUUUGGUGGACCUGUCUUUCCAUGGCUAGUGUUGGGAGGAUAUGAUGAUGAAAACUACAACAAUGCUACAGCCCUCGUUAUUACCUUCCCUGUCCAAAAUUACUACAAUGAGACACACAAGCUGAUGAGAGCUCUGGCCUGGGAAAAAGAGUUUAUCAGCUUUGUGAAAAACUACCACAAUUCAAACUUAACCAUUUCAUUCUCUGCGGAACGGAGUGUUGAAGAUGAGAUAAACCGUGAAAGUAACAGUGAUAUCAGUACUGUUGUAAUUAGCUAUGCUGUCAUGUUUCUGUACAUCUCAAUAGCCCUGGGACACAUCAAAAGCUGCGAAAGAUAUCUGGUGGAUUCAAAAAUCUCUCUGGGCAUUGCAGGCAUCCUGAUCGUAUUGAGUUCAGUAGCAUGUUCUCUGGGUAUCUUCAGCUAUUUUGGAAUCCCACUAACACUGAUUGUUAUUGAAGUCAUUCCAUUUUUGGUGCUAGCUGUUGGGGUAGACAACAUCUUCAUUAUAGUUCAGACAUUUCAGAGAGAUGAGCGUCUUCCAGGUGAAACUCUGGAUAAGCAGAUCGGCAGAAUCCUAGGAGACGUGGCUCCUAGUAUAUUGCUCUCGUCUUUUUCAGAGACCGUAGCAUUUUUCUUAGGGACUUUGUCUACCAUGCCAGCUGUCCGCACUUUCUCCUUGUUUGCUGGAAUGGCUGUGUUCAUAGACUUCCUUCUUCAAAUAACCUGCUUUGUAAGUCUCUUGGGAUUGGACAUUAAGCGACAAGAGAGAAAUCAAAUGGAUAUUCUGUGUUGUAUCAAAGGCGGGGAAGAAGAAAGAGUCCAGCACUCUGAGAGCCUCUUGUUGCUGUUCUUCAAAGACUUAUAUUCUCCAUGUCUGCUUAAAGACUGGCUGCGACCAAUUGUGAUAUCCUUGUUCGUGGGCCUUUUGUCAUUCAGUAUAGCAGUUGCUCACAAAGUAGAGGUUGGUUUGGAUCAGUCUCUGUCAAUGCCAGAUGACUCCUAUGUAAUGGAUUACUUCAAUUAUCUCAGCAAAUACCUGCAUGCUGGUCCUCCGGUGUAUUUUGUCCUUGAAGAAGGGCACAACUACACCUCUUUGGAGGGACAGAACAUGGUGUGUGGUGGAGUGGGAUGUAAUAACAAUUCACUUGUGCAGCAAGUCUUCACUGCAGCAGAAAUUGACAGCUACACAAGAAUAGGCUUUCCACCUUCUUCAUGGAUUGAUGAUUAUUUUGAUUGGGUUAAACCACAGUCAUCUUGCUGCAGAGUCUACAACACUACUGGACAGUUCUGCAAUGCUUCAGUUGUUGAUGUAUCGUGCAUGCGUUGCCGUCCACUGACUAAAGAAGGCAAGCAAAGGCCUCAGGGUGGAGACUUCAUGAAAUUUUUGCCAAUGUUCUUGUCCGAUAAUCCUAAUCCUAAAUGUGGAAAAGGAGGCCAUGCUGCAUAUAGCUCUGCUGUCAGCUUCAUAAACAAUAACUCUGAUGUUGGAGCUACUUACUUUAUGACUUACCAUACAGUACUAAAAACCUCAGCUGACUUCAUUGAUGCUAUGAAAAAAGCACGGAUCAUAGCAGAUAACAUUACUGAAACCAUGGGCAUCAAAGAAAAGAAUUACCGUGUGUUCCCUUACAGUGUGUUUUACGUCUUCUAUGAACAAUAUCUGACAAUUGUGCAUGACACCAUCUUUAACCUCUGCGUGUCCCUGGGAUCAAUAUUCUUGGUGACGACUGUGCUGCUUGGUUUUGAAGUGUGGGCUGCUGCGAUGGUAUCCAUUACUAUUGCUAUGAUACUAGCCAACAUGUUUGGAAUAAUGUGGCUUUGGGGCAUAAGCCUGAAUGCUGUUUCACUGGUUAACCUUGUUAUGAGCUGUGGUAUCUCGGUGGAGUUCUGCAGUCACGUCACAAGAGCAUUCACUGUUAGUACCAAGGGUACCAGAGUAGAGCGUGCAGAAGAAGCACUCUCCCGCAUGGGCAGUUCUGUUUUCAGUGGCAUCACUCUGACAAAAUUUGGAGGAAUUGUAGUGUUGUUCUUCUCCAAAUCCCACAUCUUUCAGAUCUUCUACUUCAGGAUGUAUCUAGCCAUGGUGGUGCUUGGAGCUACCCAUGGAUUAAUAUUUCUUCCUGUUAUGCUUAGUUAUAUAGGCCCAUCAGUAAAUAAAGCUAAAGCUCGUGCUGCACAAGAAAGAUACAAAGGUACAGAACGAGAGAGACUCCUCUACUUCUAGCCCUUUUAACAGUAUUCAGUGGACUUCAUGAACUGUGGCUUAAGCCCCAUUCAGCAUAAGACUGAACUGCAGCAAUGUUCUAUGACUAUCACACUGUAACCACUGGUUUAAACUUGUGCACCAAUCCAUCUACAGGCGAACAGCAGCUUUGGACAUUGAAAGCUUUCAAUCUCAGGAAAUGCUACAUGUGACUCAUGGACUAGUAUUACUAAAACUAGAUGUAUUAACAGGAUCUCUAUUUUAAGAGGCUGCAUCUUUUUCUUUGAGAAAUAUAACAAGUUGAAAACCUUUUCCAGCAAGGUGACGUGUGUAUGAGAAUGGACUGCCAACCCACUGAUGCUACUUUUAAAUGCAACUCAAUGCAACUUUUUGGCUCUAUUUUUAGGGAAAAACAAGCCAUCACUCUAGAGGUUGUGUAAUAUUUUUAGUAAUAUUUGCCACAAUGGUCUAUGUAUACUUUAUUAUAAAAUUUGUAGUUCAAAAUCUCAUUACUUAAAUGCAAUAAAUUAUACAUUUUGUAUGAAAACAGUACACUUUCAGAAAGUGGUAGGCUUCAUAAGAGCCUGUUCUCCAAAAAUCUGCUUGAAGAAGGUGACAUGUUCUUCACAAUGUUCUCCUGCAAGACAGGACAAAAGGUUUAGGUCUAAUGUAAUAGGAUUUUGUGCUAAGACAGCUGGGGUGACAUUCAAAUUCAGAACAAAAUGAACUGCACCAAUAGUCGUGUUUAGCUUUUUCCUACAUGGAAGUGGUUUUUGCUUUACUUAUGUUUUUAGCUUUUUUCAUUAGAAGCAGCUACUAUUUUUAGAGUGAACUUCCAUUUUAAGGCCUGUCAGCUGAAUAGCCUUAAGUGGAUAUUUGCAUCAGCUUCUUCUGUUUUUAAUGGUGCUUUCACCUUGGUGAGACUGUGUAAAAUCUGCAAGAUCUGGGUAUAGUUCUAGUAGGCUAGAGGCACAUGCAGCACACAUUUUGCAAUAACUGGGAAGGGAAGUAUUAAAGCAGUUAAAUGGAAACUGAUAGUACUUUGUUUUGGGUUUAGGUUGAGCGUGUUACCUUAUGAGUCCAAAAUUUUGUUAUUCACUAAUCCAUAAUUCCAUCUCAUGUUCAAGUGACUUCACACAAGAGGAAUGAGACAGCAGGGAUGGUGUAAGGCAAUUUUUUUAUGCAGUGGAGUUAAAUUUCAAAUAGCUUUAGGUUGAUGAUUGUUCACUUAACUAAUUAUUUUGAAAACUUCUGUAUGCACACUUUUGUAAACUUGAUAUUGGGGGAAGGGCACUGAAGAGCUUAACUUAAAUGUUUCUAAUAAACUUAGCUGUUUGUUAUAUGU